Messenger RNA from Mucor velutinosus, 1188 nucleotides. RefSeq lists its product as uncharacterized. Lineage: Eukaryota; Fungi; Mucoromycota; Mucoromycetes; Mucorales; Mucoraceae. The transcript has a single exon. The coding region runs from base 1 to 1188 and encodes 395 amino acids. The record is from RefSeq and is a predicted model, not a curated record.
AUGGUCCAAGUCUUGCCCAUCAACUACAAUAACGAGCACUACAAACAAAACUACAUGAACGGGAAUGAAUACCAACAUUCGACUCCCCCACCACCACCACCUCUGCAACCACACCAACAACAGAUGCCUAUACCCAUGCCUGUUCCCAUGAUCAAUCAUCAUCUCAUUCAUCCUCACCAUCAACCUCCCAAUUUCUUUCAUCCUGCCCCACCUCCCCCUCCGCCUGUUCCUCACCAGCAGCCCAUGUACCCCACUGAUCCAUCUCAGCAACAGUACAUGGAUUAUGCUGGCAGUGGCGGCUAUCACCAUCCCUCCAUGGGAUACAUGCAUCAGCAAGGCUAUUAUCCUGCUGAUAUCACUGUCUAUGUACCAACACUCCAAAAAACAUACGCGUUGAACACCAGCGUCCUCUCUCGAUCUCCUGUCCUCUACCAGCGCAUCAUGGAGGAGCAAUCAAACACACUCGAGCUGGAUCUCUACGUACUUCCCGAAACCUUUCAUACUGUCAUCAACCAUCUGACACGACCUUUGACACCUCAAGACAUCUUGUUCCUCGCCAAUGAAAAGCCCCAGAUUGCAAUUGAAUUACUCGAAGCUUCGGAAGAAUUGGGACUGGAGCCACUGUUGGACGCACUCUUGUUGGCAUUGAACCAGAAUCUACACAGCCAAAAAAUUGCCAUGACCUACAUCGAUGCCAUGGAUCCGUACCAACCAAUAGAAGAAGAGGAGCCUCGUCGCUGGGUAGAAGCCUUGGAAGAGGAUGUUGUUUCAUUCAUGGUCAAGGGCUUGUCUGCUCAAUUGGAGGCAUUUUCGACCUCGGUCAAAGUAAGUGGCAAUGUGGUGAUUGGUCAAGUCAAUGCUUGUGGCUACAUGCCUUCUCGCACACCUCCUAUGCGCGGAUUCAUGGAUCUGGCCCGUGCUUACUCUGCUCUGCCUCUGCACCUGAUGAUUCGCUGUUUGGAACACCCGGCUCUACCUGUGCAAGAUGCCAUUCAACGCAACUUAUUUGCCAGAAAAGUACUGACCAUUGUCAGCAGCAACAACACUUUCCACCAACGUAGCAGCGAGCCUCAAUUGAUUGCAGUGAUGAAGUUUGAUAAGGGAAAGGAUACAAUCGCCGUGGUGAGAGAAACUGGACUAAAGAAGGGCUGUUGGGAUCCUAAAUUAUAUGAUUUGCAUGCCAUGUAA